AAAUAUUUUUUUACGAAGGGUUGAAAUAACAUAAGACCAAACCAGAGAUCAUAUUAAAAUAUUCAUUGUAUAGACAUGAACUGAAUAUGAAAAUUUAAAUUUUACCGUAUUAAUGUAAUAUAAUUUUUACCGUUUUAAUGGUUUCAACGGUAAUAAAAAUAAUUAUUAUCAAAUCUCAAGUACAUUUUGUACUGAAGAUAAUAUGAAAAUGUAACUUAAAGCAUCAUAAGUAAUGAUGAUAAUGACAAUCAUUAUCAUGACUGUCAUUAAUAUUACUUGAAUGUAAAUCGUUAUUUCUAAACUAUCUUCCUUCUUGUAUACAUUCCCUGCACCCACUGACAUGCAUGUGCAUAGUUGCGAUCCGGAAAAUGUCGAUACAACUUUUACAUUUACCCAUGAAAACAAACACUUGAUACUAAAUCGUUGCAAUUAUUUCAACCACGUGAUUGUUUUGCUCUGCGACGAACAUACCAAAACACAAAUUAUCCUCAUUAGCUAUUUCCUGUCUGUGCAUUUGAUAGUUCAUUUAUGAAAGGUCAUGAGGUCAUACAAAAACAUGGCGGACGGAACUGAGUUGCGGAAAUGGAACAUUCGACUCUCACUCUGAAUGAAAGGAUUCGUUGUUCUGUAGAGUGAGCUUUGUACAAAUCACCCCACCGGAACCAAACCUACAGCCAUGAAUGUUUCUUAGCUAUCAUUUAACCAUGAAAGCGUGGAAAGGAGCGCUAUUCGCGCUUCUUGUGAUGGUUGUCGCUUCCAUACUUUUUUUCGGAUACUUUUGUUUUGAUUCCAAUUCGUGCGCUCUCACACACCAGAGCGUCACACCGGCGUAUAGAUCAGAUCUUGAUGCAUUUCUAGCUGGAGCUUAUAACAGACACACUUUCCGUGAAAAGGACGUUGUCCGAGAUUUAGACGUCAAUACCGAAGAGGAUGUGUUUGUUUUCCUUCAUAUUCAGAAGACUGGUGGAACGACAUUUGGUAAACAUUUGGUGGAUGAUCUUGAUGUGGACCCUCCGUGCUUCUGUUAUAAGCGAAAAAAGAAGCAUUGUGACUGUUAUACGAAGAACAGGAAGAUUUGGUUGUUCAGUCGCUUCUCCACGGGGUGGUCGUGCGGCCUUCACCCUGACUGGACAGAGCUGACCGCUUGCGUUGAUGCAAUGAUGAAUAAGAAAGAAAAAAUGAAAAGAAGAAGAAGAUAUCUGUACAUCACAAUCCUUCGAAACCCGGUGAAGAGAUUCCUGAGCGAAUGGAUGCAUGUCCGCCGGGGUGCGACGUGGAAGACGGCCACGCUAGCCUGCAACAAAAGAUCUGCUACACUGGAAGAGGUGCCGUUCUGUUUUGACACAGUUGACUGGAAAAACGUGUCAAUAGACGAGUUCAUGAACUGCCCGCAUAACCUGGCCAUAAAUCGCCAGUCUCGAAUGCUGGCCAAUUUAACCCUGGUCAACUGCUAUAAUACGACCGGAAUGUCGACAGAGGAGCGGAAUGCCAGAAUUUUAGCAAGUGCAAAAGAAAAUCUACGCAAAUUGGCCUUUUUCGGCUUGACCGAGGUCCAGAAUUUGACUCAGAAGUUGUUUGAACACACCUUUGGAUUAGAGUUUGCUGACGACUUCGUCCAGUGGAUGUCAACCAGGAGUAGCCAGAGUGGCCUGUCCAAGGCAGUUAUUGAUCGAAUUAUUGAAUUAAACAGAAAUGAUAUAUACUUAUAUCAGUAUGCAAAAGAUUUGUUUCAUCAGCGGGUUACAAAAAUGAUGAAGGAGAUGGAUUCCAACCAUUCAAACCUUGAUUUGAAGACUUUGAAUAAGGAUGAUGACCUUGUGAUUUAAACAAAAACUAUGGAGGAAGGAAAAGAAGAGUUAACCGAAGAGCAGAUGGAAAAUGUCUGCAUCUCUGUUGUCAAGACAACCGGCUUCAUUGACAGUUGUAUUUUCACUUUAUUUUAAUGUUAGUUGUAGCUAUGUAAUGUCUCAAUCUGUGUGUCAUGAAAUAUUGUGGUUUCUAUCAGCCAAAACAAAUUUUGGCUCUUUUCAAUAGUGAAUUAAGGAAAAACGAUAACAGUGAAUAGUUGGAACAUUGUUUUCUUUGUGUUAAUUUUCCAAAGCUGUGUUCGGAAUUAAGUCCCAGUGGUAAAGUGAUAACAUUGAUGUUAAAAGCAGAAGCUUUAGGGUGUCCCUUGAUGCAAAUUUUACAGCAGGAACACACACCACCCCAUCCAACCCCACACUGAACAGGAAGAAAUUUUAUUUCCAGUAGUAUGUCGGGGGCACGGGUGGCCCAGUCGUCUAAGGCACAGCGAUUCGCUGUGCAGAGUUGCGGCCCUUGGGCACGCCAGAAACCUAUGAUUGUGGGUUCGAAUCCCGGUUCACCCCCGAUUAUGUUUCU
Messenger RNA from Haliotis rufescens (red abalone), 2382 nucleotides. RefSeq names its product heparan-sulfate 6-O-sulfotransferase 2-like. NCBI's taxonomy places the organism in Eukaryota, Metazoa, Mollusca, Gastropoda, Lepetellida, Haliotidae. The coding region runs from base 681 to 1826 and encodes 381 amino acids. The record is from RefSeq and is a predicted model, not a curated record. Gene Ontology annotation, molecular function: heparan sulfate 6-sulfotransferase activity. Gene Ontology annotation, cellular component: membrane. The transcript has 2 exons.